Molecule: messenger RNA, 1472 nt
Organism: Brassica oleracea var. oleracea
Lineage: Eukaryota; Viridiplantae; Streptophyta; Magnoliopsida; Brassicales; Brassicaceae
Exons: 4
Coding region: 38-1375 (445 amino acids)
Source: RefSeq, a predicted model, not a curated record
UCUCUUUUCCUCUUUCUCGCUCUAAAAGAUCGCUACGAUGAUGGCUUCGACUUUUCAAGAAAACUGUAUUUCAGUAAUCAACGGAGCUCCGAGUUGGGCUGUUUUCUUUCUUUUUGACCUUCUCGACAAUUUUCUCUGUAUCGUUUUCAGAUUCGUCGACCAAGUUAUGGAAGAAAAACUAGAGUCAUGCCAAUGUAGUAAUCCUCAAGAGACAUCCGGAUACGAGUUUCUUUCAGACCAUCAACACUUGUCCGAGACUCUUUACCGUAGGAGAAACAUUUUCCGACAAGCCGGUUUUCUCCGGUUUGCUAGAAAACUCCCAGAGAUCACCAAGAAAAUCGGUAUAGCUACUUUCUUGAGAAACUUCCUUUUUCCCGAGAAAAUGAAGAAAGUCCCUCGUGAGGUUGCAAACAGGUGGUCUGAUUGUGGCUGCAAGAAUUGUGUUUCUUGGACUAACAACGAUAAACUUAACGUGAUUGUCAAGCAACCUUCAGUAUCUCCAGAUUUAUUGAUGAGCAACAAACCGGUGGAUAACGUUAUUUUCAUACACGGAUUCUUAGCAUCUUCAUCGUACUGGACCAACACGGUGUUCAAAUAUCUACCCGAGACCACGGAGAAAACUAACUACAGAUUCUUCGCGGUCGAUCUUCUAGGGUUUGGAGACAGUCCAAAACCUAGAGACUGUCGAUAUUCGUUGCAAGAGCAUGUUGAAAUGAUCGAGAAAUCGGUUAUUUUACCAAACAAUCUGACAUCAUUCCAUGUUGUAGCACACUCCAUGGGAUGCAUCGUUGCAGUAGCCUUAGCUGCCAAAUUCUCCGGUAGUGUCAAGUCCGUCGCUUUAGUAGCUCCGCCGUACUUUGGUGAUAAAGAAGGAGCAAGUUGUGAUGCUCUUGAUGUGAUAGCCGAGAAGAAAUUUUGGCCACCGACUUCGUUUUUCUCAGCGAUGAUGGCUUGGUACGAACACAUUGCACGUGGGGUUUGCUUUGUUGUGUGUAGGCACCACCGUACAUGGGAGAAGAUCAUCAAAAUUAUAACUUGGAGAAGUAAACUACCAAUGGCGAUAACCGAACUAACGAAGCACACGCAUCAGUCGUCAUGGCAUAGCAUGCACAAUGUGUUAUGCGGAGGAGCGAAAUUCACGGAUAAACACCUUGAAAGUUUGAUAAAUUCCGGUGUUAAGAUAAGUGUGGUGCAAGGGGAUAAAGAUGCUGUGGUUCCUAUUGAUUGUCUAUGGAACAUGAAAGCCAAGUUCCCGGCGGUUGAAGUUGAGGUUAUAGCCGGAACUGAUCAUAGUUCGGUGAUAAUGAGUAGAAGAGAGGUCUUUGUUGCAAACCUUGUUAAGUUGUGGGCUUCUUCCGGAAAGAAACAAAACUAGUGGAAAGUGCGUAAAAGAUUUCAACUUUAUAAUAUAUUUUCGUUUUUUAUCUUCUAAUUAAUUAGGUAUAUUGUCCUUUUUGUUACAAAAACAAACA